AUGAAUGUGUCCAAUCUGGUCCCAGCAACAUCUGUUCAACCCACAGACUGGAUCUGGGUUUGGGAUCAGCCUAGAGAUCUGGCAUCCAGUCUGAUGCUAAAAACCCCCAGAUAUUGGGGGCGGUUCUGGGUCCAAGGUACAGGAUUGGAACCCUACUUGAGUCAUAACCCAAUCACAUCAAGCAGGCAGAAAACUCUAAUGGGAAGUUUGAAUAUCUGUCUUGGUGGGAAAGAUGAUGAGAAAUGGGUUUUUGGGCAAAAUACUCCAGGAUCACUUUCUGAACAUAGCAAGCAUGAAAAUUUGGGUGAAGCUAUGCAUGGAGUGAUCAGCACCCCUGUGGAUCCAGCUUCAGAGAAACAAGAUUCACUUGACAAGUCAAUGGAAGAUAGAGUCAAAAAUCUGAUUAAGAAUCUCAAAGCAAGUGACAUGGAAGAAUUGGAAGCUGUCAUUAACCACCUGCAACAGUUUCAUAAUUAUCUGGCUUCAUCAAUUGAAGAGUCUGAAAAGACCAUCAAAGAUCCUCAAAAUCUGGUUAAAUCAAAACCUUCUGAAAAGGAAAACUUAUUUGACGGAGAUUACAUUUAUAAAAAUGGUUUAUUAUCUCAAGAGGAAAUGAAAGAAAUUGAAAUCUUCAAGCCAUCAAUUGUUGUCAAGUUGCUCAAGUUGAAUAUUGACCUCUUAAUAUCCACAAAAGGAAAGGAUCUCUUUGGAAGUCCUCAUUGGGUGGCCCCACACAUCAAACAGUUGAUAAAGAAUCCUGAACUGAAACACAUGCAAAGAUCCAUCAAAGGACUUGGAGAACAGCACCAAAGUUUCACUGAAUAUCUGACACUCAAAAGUAUCAUAGCCAAUCAUAGACUACUGUGCCCAGAUGGUUAUGAUGACUAUGCUGGACUCAUCAGUUUUUGGGGUUUAUUUGUGAAAGAAAGGUUUAUCAAGGAUGAAGAAAACUGUUUGCUAAAACCAUCAGACAAUUUCAAAUUCAGUGAAGACUUUCUUUCCAAAUUUUGGUGGCUGGGCAUCUUUCUAGAAAACCAACCUAAAUUUACCAAAGAGCCUCAAAAUAAGAUCCAGAGUCUUCACUUCACAAUCACAAACUACAUCUUACAAAAUCUCCCUAAAUCCACAAAGAAAGAAUACCCUGUCCAGGAUUGA
This is a messenger RNA of Puccinia graminis f. sp. tritici CRL 75-36-700-3, 1155 nucleotides long. RefSeq lists its product as uncharacterized. The transcript has 8 exons. NCBI's taxonomy places the organism in Eukaryota, Fungi, Basidiomycota, Pucciniomycetes, Pucciniales, Pucciniaceae. The record is from RefSeq and is a predicted model, not a curated record. Bases 1 to 1155 code for a protein of 384 amino acids.